Molecule: messenger RNA, 1589 nt
Organism: Camellia sinensis
Lineage: Eukaryota; Viridiplantae; Streptophyta; Magnoliopsida; Ericales; Theaceae
Source: RefSeq, a predicted model, not a curated record
GAUUGGAGCUAACAACAGAGUAAUUGCAGUGAUGGCCGACCUCACUGAUGUUCAUAACCUCUCUCAAGCAUUUGAUGGCUGUCGUGGCGUAUUUCACACCGCUGCUUUCGUUGACCCUGCUGGGCUCUCUGGUUAUUCCAUAAGCACCUAGCAGCAGACUACUACCAGGCCAACCAAGAGGCCAUCAGAGCCCUGCUGUGCCAUCCUGCCGAGGAGAGGGAGGCUUCGAAACUGCUCGACUUUGAGCAGACCUACCACUACACCGCACCGCGCAAGAGCCGGGUUACCGAUUUUCUGCGUGCGCCAACCCCAGAACCGGAUCCAAACCUACCACCGAUCAGGCUUGUUCCACUUACCGCCGAGCAAGAAAUGGCGAAAAUCAGGGCCAUCAAGUCCAUGAUCACCGGGGAAGAAGACGAGUCCCAAAAACCAGAGGCAACCGGGGGGACAUCCUCCACACCCGCCGGGCAACAAGAAGGGGCAGUACUGGCACUUGCUAGCGAACCAACUGGUCGGUCCAAGAAGCGGCCGAGGAAGGAGCAAACCGGGCCGCGUCUGGCGGAUGAAGACUCUACUGAUCGCGUCUCCACCGAGCUCGGGGACCAGACCGAGCAACCACAGACCGGCAAAUCCAAGGGCCCAGCCACCCUCCCGAUCUGGGCGCCCGAGUUCAAAUACCAGGGCCGAGCAGUUUCUGCUGAAGACUCUGUCUACGCGGACAAGGACUACUCGCUUGGUUUCAAUUUGACCAAGGGGUUGAUCUUGCCCGCUGAUAUGAAAAAACACGACAAGCUUUCCGACCUCAAGGUCCUCCGCUCGGCGGCGAAAUCCAUAGUUCUGGUUGCGCAAAAGAACUAUUUGGCCCAUGACCGAAUGAUCAAAGUGCGGCAAAGCCUGCGGGAUGCAAUUGCUGAGAAUAAGGCCCAAAAGGCCGAGAUAGCAAAACUCAAGGUCGCGCAAGAAGCGGUCGUGGCGGAGCGAGACAUCCUGAGCCGAAAGGUCGACCGAGCUAACGAGGACAAACAACGGGCCGUGAAGUCGGCGAAGGCUCGGUACCUCGUCGAGCUGAGGAAAUUGCGCGAUGCCAACAAGCUAGCCAUGGACAAGGCGGUCGUGGAUGCCGAGGACCGGGGAUACGCUCAGGGCGAGAAGACUUACGAGCGCCAGGUCCAAGCGACCAAGGACAUCUUUUUCCAGUGUGGUUGGAAAGUCGCCGUGGAAAAAGUUGGCCUUGGUCAGGACGCUAACAUGUUCCUUAACCCUCCUGCAGCCUACAUCCCGGUCUAUAUGCAGGCGUACGCCAGUGCUACCCAGAAUCGGCUUAUCGCCGAGGCAAGGAAAGAGGCCGAGGAAGAAGCUGCCGCCGCGCAACAAGCCGAGCAAACCACUACCGAAGCAUCCCAAGAUGCGGAAGAUGAAGUGGCUGACCGGGAGGUUGCUGUGGAGGAUGGAGCAGACGAUGACGCCGAGGAAAACCUGCCCGAGCAGACAACUGAGAUCGCCGAGCAGACGACGGAGGCAGCCGAGCAAACCGUGGACCUUGAAUUGGACUAAAGAUCUUCUUUUUUUUUUUUUUUUUUUUUGGUUUG